This is a messenger RNA of Cajanus cajan (pigeon pea), 1257 nucleotides long. The record is from RefSeq and is a predicted model, not a curated record. NCBI's taxonomy places the organism in Eukaryota, Viridiplantae, Streptophyta, Magnoliopsida, Fabales, Fabaceae.
UUUUUUUCCCUAAAAAAAAACUAUAUUUUUUAGGGUUUCCAGAAUCGGGUCGCGCGUGAUCUGAUUCGUUUUCGAGGCGCGACCCGCUGUUUCGAAAUCGUGCGAUUUCGUCCAGAAUCGCGAUUUUUCCGAUUCACGCCACGAUACGCACGAUUCACAUGCGAUUCUUGAACGAAAACGAGUCAACGUGCGAUUCGAAUCGCGGAGCCUCGGAAUCGUGUCGUAUCGCACGAUACGAAUCGCGAAUCGUGCGAUACAUACUGCAAUGGCUUAAAUUGAUAAUGGCUUGUUUAUGGGAUAAAAAGGAAAUCAUUCAGGUGUCUGGGCGUAGAACAUAUUCUUUAUCUAAUCAUAUUUAUGUCCGUGUUUUCUAUAGAAAUUGUAUACUAUUUAGUUACCCUAAGUUUGAAAUUUGGGGUUCUUAGGUGUCAUUCAAUUUACUGCAUGGGGUCAUCAGAAGAAGAGUAUAUUGCUUUCGAACAGAAAGUUAGUAGGACAGUGUACUUUGACAAUCUGUCACCACAGGUCACUGAAUCUGUGAUAAGAACUGCUCUUGACCAGUUUGCACUUGUGAAAAAUGUCAAGUUUAUUCCCAACUACAUUGGACUAAGCAAUCUGCCCAAGUGUGCUUUAGUAGAAUUUGAUUCCACGAAGAAGGCCAAGGAAAUUAUAUCAAUGGUAAUGGGGUAUCCUUUUAUGAUGUCUGGGUCGCCACGUCCUGUAAGAGCUACGCAUGCUGUGAUGGACAUGUUUGAUGAUCGGCCAAUAAAGCCUAACAGAAAGUUAAAGGUCCGUUGGUUGGAGCCAAGUGAUCCUGAUUUUCAAGCGGCCAAGGAAAUAAAGAAACUUACCCGAAAACACGCCGCAGAAAUAGAAUUCAUGCACAAACUGCAACUUGCAGAAGAAGAGAAGCUUUCAAGGCAGCAGGAAGACACGCUUAAAGUGCAUUACAAAAAGUUUAAGUUGAUAGAUGGCAUUAUGGCUGAUAAAACUGCGCAUCGUUUGGCACGAAAGUAUAAUCUGCGUGUUGCAGAUGAAUGAAGGCUUCUUUUGGACUAACAAUGAAUGUAAAUAGCUUUGUUCCUUUUUUGGUUAGGAUUAACAUCUUUUGCUCCGUUCUACUUACUACUAGUAAAGUAAGGCUCAGUUCAUACAUGGUAUAUAUUUGCUCUUCGAUCCAUGCCUAAGACCCGUUUUAUUUGUUUAAUUUUGAUUCGGGGUAGGCUGUUAUUUAAAUAAUAUACUUCAUUAGAUUUU